Messenger RNA from Tarenaya hassleriana, 2529 nucleotides. RefSeq names its product subtilisin-like protease SBT5.6. The record is from RefSeq and is a predicted model, not a curated record. Gene Ontology annotation, biological process: proteolysis. Lineage: Eukaryota; Viridiplantae; Streptophyta; Magnoliopsida; Brassicales; Cleomaceae. Gene Ontology annotation, molecular function: serine-type endopeptidase activity.
UUAGGGUUGUAGCGCAACAACAGCAAGAUCUCAAAAGCCAUGAAGCUUACUUCUCUCUUUCUUUUCCUUCUCCUCCUCGUUCCGUUCUUAGCUUCAUGCGAUGAAAAACAGGUGUACAUAGUCUAUUUUGGAGAACAUAGAGGUGACAAAGCAUUGCAUGAAAUUGAAGCUCAUCAUCAUUCUUAUCUCCUCUCGGUUAAAGACUCGGAAGAAGAGGCGAAAUCUUCUCUUUUGUACAGCUACAAGCAUAGCAUCAAUGGCUUUGCCGCCAAGUUAACCGCGGAAGAGGCAUCUAGGCUCAAAAAAUUGGAAGAAGUGGUAUCCGUAUUCAAGAGCCAUCCGAGAAAAUACGAGCCGCAUACGACAAGGUCGUGGCGCUUUGUAGGGUUGGAAGAAGAUGAUAUACGGCUGAACAGAAACGAUGUUAAUGAUCGGUUUAGGAUUGGAAGAAAGUUUUUGAAGAAGGCCAAGUACGGGGAUGGGAUCAUCGUCGGUGUUCUUGAUAGUGGUGUGUGGCCAGAAUCAAAGAGCUUCCGUGACAAAGGGAUUGGACCCAUUCCGAAAUCAUGGAAAGGAAUCUGCCAAAACGGGACUGCUUUUGACUCUUCCCACUGCAACAGAUAUUACGUAAAAGGGUACUUGAACAACUACGGAUCCUUCAACGUGACGGCGAACAAAGACUUCCUCUCGCCGCGUGACCCCGAUGGCCACGGGUCCCACACGCCUCCACGGCGGUCGGGGGGCCAGGCCUCCACGGCGGUCGGGCGGCGAGUCUCCAGAGCCGCCGCCAUAGGAGGUUUCGCCGGCGGCACUGCCUCCGGUGGAGCCCAGAGGGCACGACUCGCCGUCUACAAGGCGUGUUGGGCGAAGCCCGACGCGGAGAAAGUGGACGGCAACGUUUGUUUCGAAGAGGACAUGCUGGCGGCGAUCGACGAUGCGAUCGCCGACGGCGUUCACGUUAUCAGCGUUUCGAUCGGAUCCAUCGACCCGUUGCCGUAUUCGGAGGACGGAAUAGCGAUCGGGGCUUUACACGCGGUUCGUAGGAACAUCGUGGUCGCUGCCAGUGCCGGAAAUUACGGGCCGAAGCCGGGGACGUUGUCGAAUCCUGCGCCGUGGAUUAUUACCGUGGGGGCUAGCGGCCUCGACCGGAGUUUUGUCGGCGGGCUUGUUCUUGGAAACGGCUUUACCAUCAAGACGGAGUCGAUUACGUCAUACAAGAUGGACAACUUUGCGCCGCUGGUCUAUGCUGCUGACGUGGUCAUUCCUGGCGUCGUAGCGGCUAACGAUACAUCACAAUGUUUACCAAACUCACUAUCACCGGAGCUUGUGAAGGGCAAAGUGGUAAUGUGUAUGAGAGGAACCGGUUCAAGAGUUGGUAAGAGUCUUGAGGUGAAACGAGCCGGUGGAGCCGGUUUGAUCCUCGGAAACUCUCCAGCCAACGGCGACGACAUUCCCGUCGACGCCCACUUCAUUCCGGCAGCCGGAGUCAUUCCUUCCGUCGUCGACAAGAUCCUACAUUACAUCAAAACCGACAAAAACCCGGUCGCUUUCAUCAAACCGGGAAAAACGGUUUACCGGUCCAAACCGGCUCCAUUCGUGACUGGUUUCUCUAGCCGCGGUCCCAACGUCAUAGAUCCCAAUAUCCUCAAGCCGGAUAUAUCGGCUCCAGGACUGAACAUAUUGGCGGCAUGGAGCGGAGCUGAUUCUCCGACCAAAAUAUCGGCGGACCGGCGCACAGUUGAGUUCAAUCUAUUCUCAGGAACAUCCAUGUCUUGUCCUCAUGUUUCUGGGGCAAUUGCUCUCAUCAAAGCCAUACAUCCCAGCUGGAGCAGUGCCGCUAUCAGAUCUGCCAUCAUGACCACUGCCUGGAUGACUAACGAUGAGAAAAAACCGAUCCAAGACAUUAACGGUUUACCUGCGAACCCGUUUGCAAUCGGUUCAGGGCAUUUCAGACCAACCAAAGCAGCGGAUCCCGGAUUAGUCUACGAUGCGUCAUACAAGGAGUACCUUCUCUACUGCUGUUCUGUCAGCUUAACCGACGUUGACCCAGAAUUCAAAUGCCCCAAGAAACCUCCUCCUGGUUAUAACCUGAAUUACCCGUCAAUCUCAAUCCCGAAUCUCAACAGAACAGUAAAGAUACAGAGAAGAGUUACAAACGUUGGAUCCAGUAAUGGAACGAGUACUUACUUCUUCAGUGCGAAACCUCCGUUAGGUGUCUCGGUUACGGCUAAACCGAACAUACUGACAUUCAGUAGGGCUGGCCAGAAGAAGCGGUUUACCAUAACCGUUAAGCCACGGACGGAACAACUGAGAGGUAAGGUUCAGAAGGGUCAGUACAUCUUUGGACGGUAUACUUGGACGGACAGCUACCACGUUGUUAGAAGUCCCAUUGCUGUCUCCUUAGCUUAGAUGUUUUCAAGAACCUUUAGUGUUUCGAUUUCGUCGGGUUGCUUCUCUUAUUCGGGUCAAAGUGAAAGAAGUAGAAUCACUUUCUUUUCCCAAAGAAAUCAAAGAUUGUUGUUUGAGAUA